CAUAAUUUGACACCUGUUGCGCGUUUAGAUCAGUCGUGUGGCGGUGAAGGGAGAGGAUAUCUGGAGGAUUUAUUCGUUGUUGCGUCCAAGUCUUAUCAACAAGCGGAAUAACUUUUUGGUCGGAUUUCUAGUUUUUCUUAAAGCUUUGUUCUCUCUAAAGCCAAGAUGAAGAUUUUAGUCGCGUUGAUGGUUGCGGUGUUGGUGGAAGUGGUCGCUUCACAAUGCUCUUGUAACAACAUGAAAUGGGCCAAAUGCGAUGGAGAUCCAUGCAAGUGCUCCCUUCAGUUUUCUGGAGUCAGUCAAACGCUUGAUUGUUCAAAAUUAAUUCCCAAGUGCUACCUCAUGAAAGCAGAGAUGUAUCGCGCCAAAAACAACCUGUCCACAAGAUCAAUUGGUGGGAAGCCGGUAGAAACUGCCUUUGUUGACAACGAUGGCAUCUAUGACCCGGAGUGUGAGAGUAACGGCAAGUUCAAGGCUGUCCAGUGUAACGGCACUGACGUGUGCUGGUGCGUCAACAGUGCCGGUGUGCGCAGAAGUGACAAGGGAGACAAGAACAUCAAGUGUGAGCCUGUGGAGACCUACUGGGUUCGUCUGGAGCUGAAGCAUAAAGAUAUGCCCGCUUCUGAAGAUGCUGCUAAAUGGAAGACUGGAAUUGAGAAUGUUUUACUGGAACGUUACAAGUUGGAUAAGAAAUUUGUCGAUAACGUUCAGUAUGACAAAAGUGGCCGUCUCAUUGUUGUGGAUGUGAAAAAGGAUAAGGGAUUAAGUGAACCAGACCUGUCCCUCAUGACUUACUACAUGGAGAAGGAUGUCAAAGUUCUGCCCCUCUUUGUAAGCCCCCAACCAUUUGAAGUCAGUGUUGAGGGAAACAAGGUGUCCAUGGAGAACAUCCUGGUGUACUAUGUAGAUGAAAAGGCACCCACCUUCACCAUGCAGAGGCUGACUGGUGGCAUCAUUGCUGUCAUUGUGGUGGUCAGCUUGAUUGUGAUUGGUGGACUUCUGGUCAUUUUCUUCAUCGCACGGCGGCAGAAGGCCCAGUACAGCAAAGCACAGCCGAGAGAGAUGGAGACCAUGUCUUAAAGCCAUUAAUGUCUCGUGUACUAGGGGAAUCUGAUACUGGGAUGUGCCCCAUGUUGAAGCUUAAACCUGCUGUACAUUUUGCUUGGUUUUUUUUUUUUUUUUUUUUUUUUUUUUUUUCCCUUGAGUUUUUUAGAAAUCAAGUGUCUGUUACAUGCAGGAUACAGUUAAUUGUUACACUUUGCUAUUUAAUGAGGGCUCCCUUUUCAAUUGGAUCAAUGUUUUAACACUGUACAGUUUGUGUCUAAGUUUUUAAUAAAAUUUGUUUGUUUUUAAA
This is a messenger RNA of Puntigrus tetrazona (Sumatra barb), 1354 nucleotides long. It is a transcript of the gene epcam, whose product is annotated as epithelial cell adhesion molecule. The record is from RefSeq and is a predicted model, not a curated record. Gene Ontology annotation, cellular component: membrane. Lineage: Eukaryota; Metazoa; Chordata; Actinopteri; Cypriniformes; Cyprinidae. The transcript is spliced from 10 exons. Bases 166 to 1080 code for a protein of 304 amino acids.